GAGCUCCCUUCCAUGGAGUCCUGUGGCUCUUGAGCCCCAGCCUCUUCACGUCUGUCUGUCCUUGGAGCCCCCUUCAAGUUCAAGGAAAGAAAAACAUCCGUGGGGCUUUUCUCCACCAGCCAUGGGCAAUGCUCCUUGAGAUCCCACAAGAGCCAUGAAGCAGGGGCUCCCUCCAGGGGUAGUAGGCUCUGGCGUUCGUAUUCUUCCCUGUCCCACGCUGUGUCAAAAACAGCCCUCCUUGCUCUGCUCCGCCCCCAGUCCCUUUGCCCUGCCCACUCAGUACUCCAGACGUGCCCCAUGUCAGAGCCUGCAGUUCUGGAAUGCUCUGACCUGAGCCCGUGGUGUCUCGAGAUUGGCCUGGAGCAGGCAGGAAGCACGAACACAGACAGAGCCACUACAUACACAGGAGGCCCCAAGGCUAGAAGACUGAGAAGCCAAGUAAGUUCAGAUAGGAGGUGACUGGACCAGACCACCCUUGCCCUGCCCAGGUCCUGACUCCAACAUCUUCCAAGUGUUGACCAGCUCCUAGUGCUUGACCAGAGAAUCAGACCAGGUGCUAGUCCCUGACUCAGCCGCAUGGAGCUGGUGCAGGACACCUCUCGCCCUCCUCUGGUCAAAGUGAAGGGGGUCCCGUUCAUCAAGUACUUUGCAGAGAUGGUGGGGCCACUUCAGAGCUUCCAGGCCUGGCCUGAUGACCUGCUCAUCAGCACCUACCCCAAGUCUGGCACCACAUGGGUAAGCGAGAUAGUAGACAUGAUCUACCAGUGUGGUGACUUAGAGAAGUGUCACCGGGCCCCCAUCUAUGUACGGGUGCCCUUCCUUGAGUUUAAAUGCCCGGGUGUUCCCUCAGGUCUAGAAACUUUGAAAGGAACACCUGCCCCUCGGAUCCUUAAGACACAUUUGCCCCUGGCCCUGCUUCCCCAGAGUCUGCUGGAUCAGAAGGUCAAGGUGAUCUAUGUUGCCCGCAAUGCAAAGGACGUGGCUGUCUCCUAUUACAACUUCUACAAAAUGGCCAAGGUGCACCCUGACCCUGGCACCUGGGACAUCUUCCUGGAGAACUUCAUGGAUGAACAAGUGUCCUAUGGCUCGUGGUACCAGCACGUGCAGGAGUGGUGGGAGCUGAGCCGCACCCAUCCUGUGCUCUACCUCUUCUAUGAAGACCUGAAGGAGAACCCCAAAAGGGAGAUUAGAAAGAUCCUGGAGUUUCUGGGGCGCUCUCUGUCAGAGGAGACUGUGGAUCACAUUGUCCAGCACACAUCCUUCAAAGUGAUGAAGAAGAAUCCCAUGACUAACUACAGUACCAUACCUACUGAGAUCAUGGACCACAGUAUUUCAGAUUUCAUGAGGAAAGGCAUCACAGGGGACUGGAAAUCUGUCUUCACUGUGGCCCAGAAUGAGCGCUUUGAUGCCCACUAUGCUGAGAAGAUGGCAGGCUGCCAGCUCAAGUUCUGCUGGCAGAUCUGAGUGGUAUUAUGGGGAACUUGGGCACAAGCCUGACCCAUGACCUCAGGAAUAAAAUAUGAUGUGUCCAA
Sciurus carolinensis (gray squirrel) is the source of this 1532-nucleotide messenger RNA. Its product is annotated as sulfotransferase 1A1-like. The record is from RefSeq and is a predicted model, not a curated record. Gene Ontology annotation, cellular component: cytoplasm. NCBI's taxonomy places the organism in Eukaryota, Metazoa, Chordata, Mammalia, Rodentia, Sciuridae. Gene Ontology annotation, molecular function: sulfotransferase activity. Gene Ontology annotation, biological process: sulfation. The transcript has 9 exons. Bases 577 to 1464 code for a protein of 295 amino acids.